AUGAGCCGGGACGACGCUGCCCAACCUCUCCUGGCUCAGGGCUCCGCACCAGCAGCAGCAGCAGCAUCAACCAUGGCCGCCGCCGACCCGGCCGGCACCAAGACGUACGGCGCCGUCGACGUCGCGUCCGACGACCACGCCCCCCCGCGCGACGACCACCACGGCGACUUUCUCACCGAGAAUGAGCGCCAGCACCUCUCGCGCGGCCUGCACCAGCGGCACAUCAGUUUGAUCGCCUUGGCUGGCGCCAUCGGCACCGGCCUGUUCCUGGGCUUGGGCGGCUCCAUCCAAACAGGCGGGCCUCUCGGCGCCCUGCUUGGCUAUGCCACGGUCGGUCUGAUCGUCUGCGCCGUGCAGUUCGCCCUGGGCGAGGUCACGGCGCUGCUGCCCGUCACGGGCUCCUUCGUGCGCCAUGCCGAGUUCCUCGUGGACCCUGCCCUGGGCUUCGCCAUUGGCUACAACAUCGUCUACGGCAACUGGCUGUCCAUCCCCGCCGAGAUCUCGGCCAUCUGCGUGCUCUUCCAGUUCUGGACCGACCUCAACAGCGCCGUGUGGAUCGUCAUGAUCAUCGUGCUGACCUUCGUCGUCGGCAUGUCGCUGAUCCGCGUCUACGGCGAGGUCGAGUUCUUCUUCGCCGUGCUGAAGAUCCUGCUCAUCGUCUUCCUCAUCAUCCUGGGCCUGGUCAUCAACCUCGGCGGCGUGCCCGGCGUCGACCGCCUCGGCUUCCACUACUGGAAGACGCCGGGCCCCUUUGUCGAGUACAUCGGCACCGGCGCCUGGGGCAAGUUCCUGGGCUACUGGGCCGUCAUGAGCAACGCCGUCUUCUCCUUCGCCGGCGUCGAGAGCGUCGCCAUGGCCGCCGCCGAGACGCGCAACCCGCGCCGCGCCAUCCCCAACGCCUGCAAGCGCGUCUUCGCCCGCGUCUCGCUCUUCUACAUCCUGGCCGUGCUCAUCGUCGGCAUGCUGGUCGCCAGCGACGACGAACGCCUGUCGGACGAGUCAGGCACCGCCGCCCAGAGCCCCUUCGUCAUCGCCGCCAGCGCCGCCGGCGUCAAGGCCAUCCCGUCCGUCGUCAACGCCGUCGUCAUCACCUCGGCCUGGUCGUCGUCCAACCAGGCCCUGCUCGCCGGCACCCGCGUGCUGUACAGCUUGGCCCUGAAGCGCCAGGCCCCCGCCGUCUUCUUGCGCACCACGUCUUGGGGCGUGCCGUACGUCUGCGUCAUGCUGCAGACCGCCUUCAUGUUCCUCGCCUUCAUGAGCCUGUCCAACGGCGCCCUGACCGUCUUCUACUGGUUCCUUGACCUCACCGCGUGCGGCGUGCUGAUCAGCUGGAUCACCAUCCUGAUCAACCACCAGCGUCUGAUCCUGGCCAUGAAGAAGCAGGGCCUGCCGCUGUCGUCUCUGCCGUGGCAUAACACUUGGACAACCCUCUCCACCCCCGUCGCGCUCGUCUUCUGCGUCGUCAUCCUCUUCACCGCCGGCUUCCCCGUCUUCACCCGUGGCAACUGGUCUCCGAGCUCCUUUGUGUCGUCGUAUCUCGAUAUCCCCCUGGUGCUUACCGCAUACCUCCUUUGGAAGGUCAUCAAGAAGACGAAAAUCGUGCCUUUGUCCGAGAUCCCACUAAGGGAAGCGCUGGCGGAUGUGGAUCGCUUCCCGGAGAUGCCGGAGCCGGAACGAAAGGGGUGGAAUAAGGCCUUGAAUAUAUUGUGGGAUUGA
Diplodia corticola is the source of this 1716-nucleotide messenger RNA. Its product is annotated as amino acid permease. Gene Ontology annotation, biological process: amino acid transmembrane transport. Gene Ontology annotation, molecular function: amino acid transmembrane transporter activity. The transcript is spliced from 4 exons. Gene Ontology annotation, cellular component: membrane. The record is from RefSeq and is a predicted model, not a curated record. Lineage: Eukaryota; Fungi; Ascomycota; Dothideomycetes; Botryosphaeriales; Botryosphaeriaceae. The coding region runs from base 1 to 1716 and encodes 571 amino acids.